UAACCCGGAAGUGGUACUUGACAAACAAAAAAAAUUGCCGGGAAAAUUCUGCUCCUCCGUCAAAGCGGCCGCUGGUCGCGAGGGGAUUAUUAAUUUAAUUAAAUCUGUUUUCAGAUUAAACACGUUUCAGAGCCGACAUGGACGAAUAUGACGAACUGUUCGAGGUCCAGGACGAAUUCGAGGACCAGUUCGCCGACGAGCUGGACGCGCUGGCUCAGCUGGAAGGAGAGGAACCUUCCAACCUGGGGAAACGUCAGAAUCAAGGUCCAGAAGGCAACCCUCCGGACGUAGAGCACCUGCUGCACGCUCAGCCCACCACCCCAAAGGCCAAGCGGAGGAAGCAGGAAGCGGGAGUCGUCAAGCGACUUUUCAACUCGCUGAGAGAGAGCGAAGCCCCGUCCCGGAGUGAUGACAUCACGCCGCCGUCCUCUCCGGAGCAGUAUGAAACGCCUCGCAACCUCAGGUCAAUCCCAGCCGUGUUGGAUAUAAGUGGCUUUGCUACAAUCCCAGAGUCGCCCCGGCGACCUCCCACAGCGGCGCCGGCUUCGCUGCAUGUGCUUAAGCGGCCUCCUUUAGAGGGCGAGUACAUCAGUGUGACCGACUCCUCGGGGAGUCGGGUCUACCUCAGACAAACGGAAGACACGGGGAAAAAGGUAGCGGACAGCAGGUCGGUAACAAACUCCCAGGGUGCACUGGGGCUGCUGACGGUGCCAAUAGGUGUGUUGAGAGAGCAAGAGGCAGAGAGGCGCCUCCAGCUGGUUAUUGAAGAAUCUCAGCAUCUCGCAGAUCAGCAUGCCAGCAGUGUGAACGACGUGCUCGCUCAGGCUGACAGCAGAGAAGACGAAGAGAACGACGAUCCUCAAGACGCAGAGGGACGCACCUCUCGACUCUGGGUGGACAGAUUCUCUCCCCGACACUACACGGAGCUUCUCAGUGAUGAUUUCACCAACCGCUGUCUGCUCAAGUGGUUGAAACUCUGGGACACCGUCGUGUUUGGGAGAGAGAGGAAGUCCCGCCCUGCCCGGUCCGACUUUCAGGCUCCCAACCAGAACUCAUUCAAACCCAAUCAACCCGAUCAGAAUCCAAAUCGCUUCAAGAGCAAGAUCGAGGUGACCGAGGAGCUGCUGGAGGCCGAACUGGACCAGUACAAACGACCCAGAUUCAAGGUGGCAUUGUUGUCUGGUCCUCCGGGUUUGGGAAAGACCACCCUGGCCCAUGUCAUAGCAAAGCAUGCCGGGUACAACGUGGUGGAAAUCAACGCCAGUGACGAUCGCAGCGCGGAGGUCUUCCAGAAACGCAUCGACACGGCGACGCAGAUGAAGUCCGUUUUGGGAGCCAGCGAGCGGCCGAACUGCCUCAUCAUUGAUGAGAUUGACGGAGCACCUGCAGCGGCCAUCAACAUCCUGUUAGCGGCUCUGAACAGAAAAGAUGGACACGGCGGGGAGGCCGGCACAGAGACUGCAAAGAAGAAAAAGAAGAAGGAGUCCCUCCUGCUUCGACCCAUCAUCUGCAUCUGCAACGACCUAUAUGUUCCAGCUCUCAGACCGCUCAGGCUGCAGGCCUUCCUCCUGGUUUUCCCUCAGACUCAGCCUUCUCGCCUCACACAGAGACUGGGAGAGAUUUCCCUCCAGCAGGGGAUGAAGGUAGACACCGGUACUCUGUUGUCGCUGUGUGAGAAGACUGACAACGACAUCCGGUCGUGCAUCAACACACUGCAGUUCCUCCACAGUCGCGGCCACAAGCAGGUGACCUCAAAGACCGUCCAGUCUGUGUCUGUGGGGCAGAAGGACCAGAACAAAGGCUUGUUCCAUCUGUGGCAGGGAAUCUUCCAGUUGCAGCGUACAAAACGGAAACGUAUCGGCGAGGGCUUCGACGAGGCACCGGGUUCAGGAGGCGGAGCUCAGCGGUUCCAGCACAUUCUACAUUUGGCUUCAUCCAGUGGAGAGUUUGAGAAGGUGUCUCAGGGUCUGUAUGAAAACUAUCUGUCCAUGCGUGUGCGGGACCCCAACCUGCAGAGUGUGUGUGAGGCGCUGGACUGGCUGUCGUUCUCGGACAGGUUGAACUACGUGAUUAUGCACGGGCAGAACUUCUCCCUGAUGAGAUACCUGCCCUUCCUGUCCGUCACGUUCCACUUCCUGUUUGCCCACACACACGUGCCCCGCAUCAGCUAUCCCCACAGCCAGCACGAGGCUGCCACGCGGCUCCUCAGCAGCAGGAACGCUUUGUCCUCCAUGUUGGCCGACAUCCCAGCAUGCAUCAGAACAAGGAUCAGCCACCUCAGCCUGUCCCUCGAUGUUCUCACACUUCUCCUCGACAUCAUCAGUCCCAAACUACGGCCUGUGAAUCCACAGCUGUUCAGCAGCAGAGAGAAGGAGCAAAUGCACGAGCUGAUCAACACCAUGUUGGCAUACAACCUCUCAUACAGGCAGGACCGCACACCUGAGGGGCAGUACACAUACUUCCUGGAGCCGCGCAUCGAGGAGGUGGUGAGGUUUCCGGGGCUGCCGCCGCGCCGCCAGCUGACGUAUCAGGCCAAACAAACCGUCAGCAGAGAGAUGGAGCAAGAGAAGAUGAGGAGAGCCGAGCAACUGAUGCUGCAACGAAACCCUCCGACUGUGAGACAGAUUCUAUGGUUUUAUUAUAUAUUUAGACCACGAGUUAAUAACCUAACGCGUUUGUCGUCUUCUGUGUUUAAGCAAAGAGAGAUUGACAAGAAGAGCGCCGCUCCCACAUCGACCAGGAACCAUCAGCAGAGGCUGGAGACCAUCGUCAAGCAGACCACGGUGGAGAUCAGGCCCGAGGUGGAUUUCUUCGGUCGAGUCGUCGCCCCCAAACCCCCGAGACCGCAGCCCACCUCAGAGACAGGUGAGAAGUGCCCAGUGGUCUCCAUGGGGACGGCGGUGGGCAACAGUGACGUGUGGUUCCGGUUCAACGAGGGCAUGUCCAACGCCGUCAGACGCAAUGUCUACAUCCGAGAACUACUGUGACGCACACACGCCUGUAUGUCGUGCAUCAAUAAAUCCCCCCAAAAAAUCCA
Molecule: messenger RNA, 3037 nt
Organism: Cyclopterus lumpus (lumpfish)
Lineage: Eukaryota; Metazoa; Chordata; Actinopteri; Perciformes; Cyclopteridae
Gene: chtf18
Product: CTF18, chromosome transmission fidelity factor 18 homolog (S. cerevisiae)
Exons: 21
Coding region: 138-2987 (949 amino acids)
Molecular function (GO): ATP binding; ATP hydrolysis activity
Source: RefSeq, a predicted model, not a curated record